Messenger RNA from Emiliania huxleyi CCMP1516, 492 nucleotides. RefSeq lists its product as hypothetical. The annotation marks the transcript as partial. The record is from RefSeq and is a predicted model, not a curated record. Gene Ontology annotation, biological process: rRNA base methylation. Gene Ontology annotation, molecular function: 23S rRNA (adenine(1618)-N(6))-methyltransferase activity. The transcript has 2 exons. NCBI's taxonomy places the organism in Eukaryota, Haptophyta, Isochrysidales, Noelaerhabdaceae.
AUGGCUGUGAAGGAGCCAGCACAGCCAUUCUGUGUCAUUUUCCGAGGGCGUGGACCAUCAGCUACCAUCAGAGUCAUCCUCCUCCUCCUCUCCCCUCUCCCCGCCGCGCCGCUCGCCGGCCGGCUCCACGCCCGCAACCGCCACGCGGCCGGCUACGACAUCGAGCGCCUGGCGCGCUCGUUUCCCUCGCUGCGAGAGCACGUGAUACCCGCGAGCGGCCCUCGCGCUCGCGCCACCAUCGACUUUGCCCGUCCCGGAGCCGUCGGGGCGCUCAACGCGGCCCUCAUUGCCGUCGACUACGGGAUCCGCGGCUUUGCGCUGCCCGACGGCCGCCUGUGCCCCGCGGUCCCCGGCCGCGCAGACUACCUGCACGUGAUCGCCGACCUGCUCGCGGCCGACAACGGCGGCGGCGUGCCGCGCGGUCCCGCCGUCCGCGGCCUCGACAUCGGCGUGGGCGCCUCGUGCAUCUACCCGUCUCCUCCGCCACCCAUA